This is a messenger RNA of Akanthomyces muscarius, 1620 nucleotides long. RefSeq lists its product as uncharacterized. The transcript has 3 exons. Gene Ontology annotation, molecular function: ATP binding; heat shock protein binding. The record is from RefSeq and is a predicted model, not a curated record. Lineage: Eukaryota; Fungi; Ascomycota; Sordariomycetes; Hypocreales; Cordycipitaceae. The coding region runs from base 1 to 1620 and encodes 539 amino acids. Gene Ontology annotation, cellular component: cytoplasm. Gene Ontology annotation, biological process: protein refolding; response to heat.
AUGAAUUCAAGCGUUUUGCUAAAAUCCUCGGCGCCCGCGCGCGCCCUGGCGCACAACCACGCGGCGUCGGCUCGCAAGAUUGCCGGCCCCUUGACGAAAUGCGCCAGACUUCACACUGCGCCGUCUCGCGCAACCUCGCCAUCGGCCAAGUCUUCCAGCGCUAGAGGAACCAGAAUACCUUCAUCGUUACGCAACUUCCACACGACGAACAAAGUCUCCUCCAAGGACCCUUACAAGGCUCUUGGGGUCGACAAGAGCGCAUCCGCUUCCGAGAUUAAGAAAGCGUACUAUGGCCUCGCAAAGAAGUACCACCCAGACACAAACAAAGAUGCAUCUGCGAAGGACCGAUUCGGCGAUAUCCAAUCCGCCUACGAAAUUCUAUCCGACCCCAAGAAGAAGGAACAGUUCGACCAGUUUGGUGCCGCUGGCUUCGAUCCCAGCGGUAAUCCUGCUGGCGGGGAUCCCUUUGGUGGAGGAGGAAACCCUUUCCACGGUUUCGGAGGCGGUGGCCAGGGCGGCUUUGGCGGCGCCGGCUUCAACUUCGACGAUAUAUUUUCCGCCUUUACGGGUGGUCAAGGCGGCCCCUUCGGUGGCGGACGUCGCGGCGGGCGUUCGAACCCUUUUCAGCAGGAGGUCCUUGUUGGUGAAAACAUUGAAGUACAGGCUAGCAUCUCAUUCAUGGAAGCAGCCAAGGGUGCGAGUAAAACAAUCUCCAUCACACCAACCGUCGAAUGCGGCACAUGCACAGGAAGUGGCCUCAAAACUGGAUCCCAGCGCGCGCCCUGUAAGGCUUGCAACGGCACAGGAACUCGUCUGCAUUUUAUGCAGGGUGGGUUCCAGAUGGCUUCCACUUGCGGUACUUGCGAGGGUUCUGGAUCGACAAUCCCCAAGGGCUCCGAGUGCAAAACCUGCUCCGGUCAUGGUGUAGUCCGCGAGCGCAAGACCAUUACCGUCGAUAUUCCCGCCGGUAUCGAAGACGGCAUGCGACUCCGAGUUGAUGGCGCAGGUGAUGCGCCAGCGACCGGCCGAUCCGCCGACCCCAACGCCCGCAGCCAGCGUGGUGACCUAUACGUUUUUGUUCGCGUCGCCAAAGAUCCCAAAUUCACGAGAGAAGGCUCCAAUAUUCUUCACACGGCCAGCAUUCCCUUGACGACAGCCCUCCUGGGUGGCCAGGUUUCCAUUCCCACACUUGACGGUGCUGUCAACGUCAAGGUCGCUACCGGCACCAACACUGGCGACAAGAUUACGCUCUCCGGCAUGGGCAUGAAACGCCUCGGCUCCCGGCGCGGUGGCUCCGGCGACCUGCGCGUCGAGUUCCGAGUCAACAUGCCCAAAUACCUCAGCGCCAACCAGCGCACCAUUGUUGAGAUGCUUGCUGAUGAAAUGGACGACAAGACUGCGCGACGAGUUAUGAAUGUUUCACCGUCUAGAAAUACUCCCCCUAGUGACGACCCCGCCUCCCACGAAAAUGAAGGCUUCUUGAAGUCGGUCUGGCACAAGAUGACACACCACCCGGCGCAUGAAAAGAAGCCAGACGGCGAACCGACGUCCUCCACUGAAGAGUCCUCGACGAAGAAGACCAAGGAUGAAGAGCCAAAGAAGAAAUCGGACUCUGCCUAG